UGUCCUCCCUUUCCGCUUCUCCUCCCUCUUGGUUGUCCUCGGGUUCGCAGGUCAUGGCAGCGCCGGGCAGCAGAUCGGAUCCGCCGCAGCUACCAGAGUACAGCUGCAGCUACGUGGUGUCGCGGCCGGUCUACAACGAGCUCGCCUUCCAGCAACAGCACGAGCGGCGCCUGCAGGAGCGCAGGACUCUGCGGGAGAGCCUGGCCAAGAGCUGCAGUUGUUCAAGAAGGAGAGCUUUUGGUGUGCUAAAGUCUCUCUUGCCCAUCCUGGACUGGCUCCCCAAAUACCGAAUCAAGGAAUGGCUGCUCAGUGAUAUCAUUUCAGGAGUUAGUACUGGACUUGUGGGUACACUGCAAGGAAUGGCAUAUGCUCUGCUAGCUGCAGUUCCUAUUGGAUAUGGCCUCUACUCUGCUUUUUUUCCUAUCCUGACAUACUUCAUCUUUGGAACAUCAAGACACAUUUCAGUUGGACCUUUCCCUGUGGUCAGUUUAAUGGUGGGAUCUGUUGUUCUAAGUAUGGCCCCCGACGAACAAUUUCUCAUGUCCAGCAAUAAUGGAAGUACCUUGAAUACUACCAUGCUAGAUACAGCAGCCAGAGAUACUGCAAGAGUAAUGAUUGCAAGCACCCUUACCCUUUUGGUUGGAAUCAUACAGCUGGUAUUUGGAGGUUUGCAGAUUGGAUUCAUAGUGAGGUACUUGGCAGAUCCAUUGGUUGGAGGAUUUACAACAGCUGCUGCCUUCCAGGUACUGGUCUCGCAGCUAAAGAUUGUCCUCAACGUUUCAACCAAAAACUAUAACGGAGUUCUCUCCAUUAUCUAUACUCUGGUAGAGAUUUUUCAAAAUAUUGGUGAGACAAAUCUUGCUGAUUUCAUUGCUGGAUUACUCACCAUUGUCAUCUGUAUGGCAGUUAAGGAAUUAAAUGAUCGAUUUAAACACAAAAUCCCAGUUCCUAUUCCUAUAGAAGUAAUUGUGACCAUAAUUGCCACUGCCAUUUCAUAUGGAGCCAACUUAGAAAAAAAUUACAAUGCUGGUAUUGUUAAAUCCAUCCCAAGGGGGUUUCUGCCUCCUGCACUCCCCCCGGUGAACUUGUUUUCCAAGAUGCUGACUGCAUCAUUUUCCAUCGCUGUGGUGGCUUAUGCUAUUGCGGUAUCUGUAGGAAAAGUCUAUGCCAUUAAGCACGACUAUACCAUCGAUGGGAACCAGGAAUUCAUUGCCUUUGGGAUCAGCAACAUCUUCUCAGGAUUCUUCUCUUGUUUUGUGGCCACCACUGCCUUGUCCCGGACAGCUGUCCAAGAGAGCACAGGGGGAAAGACACAGAUUGCUGGCAUCAUCUCUGCUGGGAUUGUGAUGAUCGCCAUUGUUGCCCUGGGGAAGCUUCUGGAACCCUUGCAGAAGUCAGUCCUGGCAGCUGUUGUAAUUGCCAACCUGAAAGGGAUGUUUAUGCAGGUGUGUGAUGUUCCUCGUUUGUGGAGGCAGAAUAAGACUGAUGCUGUUAUCUGGGUAUUUACAUGCAUCAUGUCCAUCAUUCUGGGGUUGGACCUGGGCUUACUAGCUGGCCUUCUAUUUGGACUAUUGACCGUGGUCCUGCGAGUUCAGUUUCCUUCAUGGAAUAGCCUUGGAAGCAUCCCUAGUACAGACAUCUACAAAAGUAUCAAGCAUUACAAAAAUAUUGAAGAACUUGAAGGAGUGAAGAUUCUUAGAUUUUCGAGUCCUAUUUUUUAUGGCAACGUCGAUGGUUUUAAAAAAUGUAUCAAGUCUACAGUUGGAUUUGAUGCCAUUAGAGUAUAUAACAAGAGGCUGAAGGCAUUGAGGAGAAUACAGAAACUCAUCAAAAAAGGACAGUUAAGGGCAACAAAGAAUGGCAUCGUUAGUGAUGCUGGUUCAUCAAAUAAUGCUUUCGAGCCUGAUGAAGAUAUUGAAGAUCCUGAAGAACUUGAUAUCCCAACCAAGGAAAUCGAGGUUCAAGUGGAUUGGAACUCUGAGCUUCCAGUCAAAGUGAAUGUUCCCAAGGUACCAAUCCAUAGCCUUGUGCUUGAUUGUGGAGCUAUAUCUUUCCUGGAUGUCGUUGGAGUGAGGUCAUUGCGGCUGAUUGUCAAAGAAUUCCAAAGAAUUGAUGUGAAUGUGUACUUUGCAUCACUUCAAGAUCAUGUGAUAGAGAAGAUGGAGCAAUGUGGCUUCUUUGAUGAUAACAUUAGAAAGGACACAUUCUUUCUGACUGUUCAUGAUGCUAUAAUCUAUAUACAGAACCAGGUUAAAUCCCAAGAUGGACAAGAUUCCAUUUUAGAAACGAUCACCCUCAUUCAAGAUUGUAAAGAUCCUCUUGAAUUAAUGGAAGCGGAGUUGACUGAGGAAGAACUUGAUGUCCAGGAUGAGGCUAUGCGUAGACUUGCUUCCUGAAAGUGGGAUCAGGAGGUCACUCACUGUAAACAAGGACUGCAAGGCAUAAUUUACCCAA
Marmota flaviventris (yellow-bellied marmot) is the source of this 2454-nucleotide messenger RNA. RefSeq names its product solute carrier family 26 member 4 (gene Slc26a4). Lineage: Eukaryota; Metazoa; Chordata; Mammalia; Rodentia; Sciuridae. Gene Ontology annotation, cellular component: membrane. The record is from RefSeq and is a predicted model, not a curated record. Gene Ontology annotation, biological process: transmembrane transport.